Molecule: messenger RNA, 1956 nt
Organism: Lachancea lanzarotensis
Lineage: Eukaryota; Fungi; Ascomycota; Saccharomycetes; Saccharomycetales; Saccharomycetaceae
Gene: CTS1
Product: LALA0S10e04786g1_1
Exons: 1
Coding region: 1-1956 (651 amino acids)
Biological process (GO): carbohydrate metabolic process; chitin catabolic process
Cellular component (GO): extracellular region
Molecular function (GO): chitinase activity; chitin binding
Source: RefSeq, a predicted model, not a curated record
AUGCUCAUCAUCAUUACAGCCCUUAUACUGAAGUUGGCUGUCGUCCUUGGAUUUGAAGCCUCUUCUAAAUCCAACGUUGCUGUAUACUGGGGCCAAGCCUCUGCUGGGUCUCAAGGAUCGCUAGCAUCAUACUGUCAAUCUUCCGAUGUUGACAUUGUGCUGCUAUCCUUCCUAUACACCUUUCCUAACACCAUUGGUCUUGACUUUAGCAGCGCUUGCUCUUCUUCUUUUGGAGAUGGUCUGUUGCACUGCGACCAGAUUGCCGAAGAUAUCAAAACUUGCCAAAGCCAGGGCAAAAAAAUUCUACUUUCAAUGGGUGGUGCCGUUGGCUCUUACGGAUUCACAAGCGAUUCUCAAGCCGAAGAUUUUGCUACAACAUUGUGGAACACUUUUGCCGGUGGAUCUGCCUCUGAAAGACCAUUCAACGACGCGAUCAUUGACGGUUUCGAUUUCGAUAUCGAAAAUCAAAACCCUACUGGCUACGCAGCUCUAGCAAAAAAGCUCAGAGAAUACUUCAACUCAAGCUCCCGCGAUUACUACCUGUCUGCUGCCCCACAAUGCUUCUACCCAGAUGCGUCCGUUGGUGAUUUGCUGAACAACGCAGAAAUUGAUUUCGCCUUUAUUCAGUUCUAUAACAAUUACUGCAACGUCGACUCACAUUUCAACUGGGACACUUGGACUCAAUUUGCAGCAGGUGCUCCAAAUCCAAACAUCAAGCUUUAUUUGGGUUUACCAGGUUCCUCCUCCGCUGCUGGUUCUGGUUACCUUUCCGACUUGAGCUUGGUUCAAUCUACUGUCAACCAGAUAAGCAGCAGUUCUAAUUUCGGUGGUAUCAUGUUAUGGGAUGCUUCUCAAAGCUUUACCAACAAGGUUGACGGUGACACUUACGCGGCUCAAAUGAAAAAGAUUUUGGGUUCUGUGAAUUCCGAAAGUGUGGCUGACGCUAGUUCUCAGUCAAUCGCCUCCACAUCCACCAGUGCUUCCUUCUCAAUUACAUUGUCCACAUCCCCUAGCGCCUCCUCCUCAAUUACUUCGUCGACCUUCUUUGCUAAAUCAUCCGCAGCUACGUCUCGCGUUGUAAGCUUUGUGACUUCGACAACCGACUUGAUCUCCGCCACUGUUGCUCCUUCAACGACUUCAAAUUUCUUUGCCAAAUCUGCUGAAAGCUCUCUUUUCGUUGCCUCUGCAUCAUCCUCAUCUGAUGUAAGUUUUGCGUCGGAAUCGUCGGCAACUUUAACCAUUCAGACAAGCUCUUUGACUUCUUCUACUCCGGUUUCUCAUGUUCAUACACAAGCGUCCUCAUCAAGUGCCCCUAUUGUCAUCUACAGCACUUCUACCGCCUCUUCAAGUUUUUCUGCGUCUGAUCCGAUCAGUCCUGAGGCUUCUGCUACCGGCUCAUCUGCAGGCGCCGAACCAUCCGGUCCAGUGACCAGUCUAUUGUCAAGCUCUUUGGAGUCAUCUUCCACCAGUCCUGUGACUACUCUAUCGUCGAGCUUUUCGGCGUCAUCUUCCACCGGCCCGGUGAUCACUCCAUCGCCAAGCUCUUGGGAGUCAUUUUCUACUGGUUCAGUGAUCACUCUCUCGUCAAGCUCCUCGGAGUCAUUAUCCACCUCCUCGUCUGCGUCGCAACAAAGCAGGACAAUCUUGGCUCCCACAAGCGUCCCAACAUUCGCUUCAAGCACUACCCCAUCAACAACAGCUCCUACUUCCACUUCAUGGGCUCAUACCAGAGCUAUUGAACUAAAUGCCCAAUACGCUGCCGGCCAGCUUAACGGAAAAUCCUCAUGUUCCGACGGCGAAAUAGCUUGCUCAGCAGAUGGUCGUAUCACUAUUUGCGACCAUGGAGCUUGGGUUUACACCGAAUGUGCUGCCGGAACAACUUGUUUCGCUUACGAUUAUGACAACACUGUCUACAGCAGCUGCAAUUUCUCGACUUUGAAAAGCAGCUUCGUGUAA